AUGCCUAAGCCAAAUCAAAUAAUUUGCUACGAUGUUAACUUUUAUAAUAAUGCAGAAACGGAAGUCACUAUCGACCACUUACAAUCGAUUAUUGAAUCAGUAAAACUUUUUGAUACUAGUGCUGAAUGUUUAAAAAAUAUUGAACAAACAAAAACUAUCAACACAUUCGUAAUUGUAUCUGAGCAACACGCCGAAGAUUUUAUUCCAGAAAUACAUACUCAAGAAAGUGUUCUAUUAAUUUAUAUUAUACGUCAGAAUUUCGAAUCUCUUCUUUCCAACCAGAGUUCAGACUGGAUUUCGAAAUAUCAAAAGGUAAAACAGUUUGUCUAUAACACACUUGAAGAUCUAUUAGAAGAUCUUAGAAAAGAUGUUCGAUUCUAUCUAUUCUCGGAAGAACCAUGCGGUUUAAAUAUUGAAAGAUUUGGUGACAGUGCUAGAGGUUCAUUCCAGUCAUGGUUCCCAGAAUUGAUCGAUAUUCUAUGUAAUUUAUCGUAUCCAGAAGAUCAGCUGCAAAAACUAAUACCCCUGUUGAAACCACAUACGACUUUAAAGAAAAUUGAAAUUUUUGAACAAGAGUAUAAAACAAAAGGUGCUAUAUAUUAUUACACAGCAGAGAAUUUUGUAUAUAGUUUAUUAAAUCAAGCACUUCGUCAAAAAAAUAUUAGUUUUCUAUUUAAAUUUGGUUUUUUUAUCAAAGAUUUAUAUGAACAGCUUAAAGCAGCGCAAAAACCGUUCAUUGAAAGUAUCUCUGGUUCACCAAUUUUAACUUUGUUUCGUGGUCAACAGAUGCCUAUAUUCGACAUUGAAAAACUAGAAUACGAUGCAUAUAUUUAUAAUACCACUAUGUUUUCUUCAUCUUUCGAUUGCCAGGUAUCUUUAAUGUUUCAAGACUCAAGAUUGAAACAAGAUUCAUUUCUUAGAAAUGUUUUAUUUCAAAUUGAAGUUGAUAUAAGAAAAAGAACUCUACCAUACGCUUACAUUCGUGAACAAAGCCAGUUUAAAGAUGAAGUGGAAAUUUUAUUUAUGAUAGGAAACCAAUUCAAAGUUCGAAAUAUCGAGUUUAACAAACAAGAAAAUUAUUUUUUUGUUGACUUGAUCUUAAUUAACGAUUUUGAACCAAGAGAUCUCAAAACGGCCAAAGAUUAUUCCAGUAGAAGAAAUCUUAAAAACUGUCUGAGUAGGAUCAAACUGCAAAUGUACUACGCAGUACCUGUUGAACGAAAGAUUAUUUAUUAUGAACUGAUGAAUUUAUAUCCCUUGGAAAAAGGAUGGAUUGAAGCAGUGAGAAUUUAUGAUCACGGUCAAUAUUUACAUUAUAGAAAAAAGGAACACCAACUAGCUUUGGAGAAAUACGAUCGGGCAUUAACGAUUUGGCUUUCUUUCGUCGAAGAUAAUGAUUUAAAUUGUUCUAUUGAUAUCGGUCAUGUCUAUACUCUAAUUGGUAUCUGUCAUGAACGGAUGGGAAUUGGAAAAAACAUAGUUAGAAAGAUUUUCGAUCAAGCUCAUAUGUAUUAUCAGAGGGCAUAUAACAACUCUCUCUGUGAACAUGAACUAUCUGAAACACUAGAUCAUCUAGCUAAUAUCUGUGCUAUUCAAAUGGAAUCAGAAUCGGAAGAUGAUCAAAUGAUGAUAAAAUAUGGUUCAAUGGCGAUUGACUUUAAACAGCAGUAUAUUCAAAAGAUAUCAAAAAAUGAGUUAUAUGGAAAUACAGAAAUUGCUGACAGCUUUACAAUUUUAGCAUAUUACUGUGAAAAAACGAAGAAUUACGAUCUAAUGCUAAAUAGCUAUAAAGUGGCACUGGAUAUAUCAGAGAGAACAUGA
Didymodactylos carnosus is the source of this 1821-nucleotide messenger RNA. NCBI's taxonomy places the organism in Eukaryota, Metazoa, Rotifera, Eurotatoria, Philodinida, Philodinidae. The record is from the annotation of a GenBank genome assembly.